AUGGUGUUUAGUGGAACCACAGAGAAAUGCAAGGCUUGCGAUAAGACUGUUCAUUUCAUUGAUAUGAUCACAGCUGAUGCAAUUUCUUAUCAUAAGACCUGCUUCAAGUGCAGCCAUUGCAAUGGACUCCUUGUGAUGAGCAGCUAUUCCUCAAUGGAUGGAGUCUUAUACUGCAAACCUCACUUUGAUCAACUCUUCAGGGAGACUGGCAGUUAUUCUAAGAAAUUCCCAUCAUCUGGAGACAAGAAGAAUGCACUGGCAAGGGCUCCUAGCAAAGUUUCCUCCAUGUUCUCUGGCACCCAGGACAAGUGUGUACGCUGCAACAAAACUGCAUACCCUUUGGAGAAGGUGAAUGUGGAGGGACAAUCAUACCACAAGACAUGCUUCAGGUGCGCUCAUGGGGGUUGCUACCUCACACCCUCAUCCUAUGCUGCUCUUGACGGCACCCUUUACUGCAAAACCCAUUUUGCUCAGCUGUUCAAGGAGAAAGGCUGCUACAAUAAUCUUGGAAAGAGUGGCUCCAUGCGGAAAAAUGAGGCUAAUGCACCAGAAGAACCUGAAGCAGAAGAAUCCAAAACUGAAGUUGUAACAGAACCAGAUACACAAGUAGAAAUAGAAACCAACUCCGACGCAGCCCCUGUACAAGUGUAAUCCUAAUCCAAAAGAUUUGCAUGAUUAGUCCUCAAUGUUGUCCUUGUUUUUCACCAGCCUACAGCAGAACAUUGGGAUAGAACAAGGACAAGGAUUAUCCUUGUUCCAUUUUCCAUCCACGACAAGCAAUGAACAUGAAUAUUCUUGUUUGGGGAAGCUUUUUUGCUGUUUCUUUUUAUUAUCAGGGGCAAGAUGAAGGAAACUGAAGUGCAGAAUUUUCUUGUGGGUAGGAAAUUUUUCCAAAUGGCAGCUUGCUCAGCUAAAAGCACUGAGGGUUGGCCUGUAAUAUUAUUUGAAGGAUCAAUCAUGUGCCUAUUAUGAUUUUGCAUUGUUGAAUUGCUAAUUAGAUUAGCUACCGAUCAUCUCUUGC
Molecule: messenger RNA, 1021 nt
Organism: Manihot esculenta (cassava)
Lineage: Eukaryota; Viridiplantae; Streptophyta; Magnoliopsida; Malpighiales; Euphorbiaceae
Product: LIM domain-containing protein PLIM2b
Exons: 5
Coding region: 1-651 (216 amino acids)
Biological process (GO): actin filament bundle assembly
Cellular component (GO): plasma membrane; actin cytoskeleton
Molecular function (GO): actin filament binding
Source: RefSeq, a predicted model, not a curated record